UUAUGCCUCAUCACAAUUCCCUUGAGAUGUCAUCAACACCAACUAAGGCGAAUUUGAAGGCAUGGUGGAAACAAUUCGCAGCAAAAAGCGCAAAAAGAGAAGGAGAACGGAAGGGGAAAGGUAAUUUCUUAUGUUUUGAUGAUAAACCACCACUCACCGUUAAAUUAUUACGUUCUUUAAAUGGAAUUUUUGGUGUUGAUCUCGCCGAAGGAAUGGGAUAUGCGAGAGUACCAAUAUGCAUGGCCGGCCCGGACGGGAAGCAAUAUAUAUACGGAUACAUACCGACAAUCGUCGCAAAAUGUGGGAUGUUUUUAAAAGAACAAGGAAUUAGGAUUUGGAAAUUAAAUCCUAAAAACCAUGCCGGGGUAGAUACUUUUGCGACGACAACUGAAGGUAUAUUCCGUCUAAGUGGAUCAGCCAAAAGAAUAAAGGAACUACAAACGAUUUUUGAUUCUCCACCUGUUUAUGGAAAAACUUUAACCUGGGUUGGCUAUUCUGUACAUGAUGCUGCAAAUGUAUUACGAAGAUACUUAAACCAUUUACCAGAUAAAGUUAUUCCACUUAGUUGGUAUGAUAAAUUUCGGGCCAUACAUGUUAGUCAUAAAGAUGCGGGUGCUCUAGUAGAAAACUACCAAAAAUUGAUUCAAUCACUCCCUAAAGAAAAUCAACAUCUACUUCUCUACAUUCUCGACUUACUCGCAGUUUUUUCAUCCAAAUCUUCACAAAACUUGAUGCCAUCAAAGAACUUGGCCUCGAUUUUUCAACCCGGUAUUUUAUCUCAUCCAGAUCACGAUAUGGAACCGGAACAAUAUAAGCUAUCACAAGAAGUUGUAGAGUUUCUGAUCGAUUAUCAAAAUUAUUUUUUGAUGACUUUACCAAAUACUGAUGCUGUAAACGAGCGAGAAAUACGAGAUACACCUGAUGCUGAUACGACAUCACUUCUAGAGCCGCACGACCUUAAUAAUGUGCCUGUCACACAAUUACCUUUACGGCGAUCUAGUUUAAGCAUCGAACCUUCGACCGAUGAUGAUGUAUUGUUGCCGGAACGACGACCAUCAUACGAUUCUAAAAUAUUAGGUCGCCAAGGAUCUACAUCUCUAGGAAGGAGUAAAACAUUGCCCAGUAAAAGGCCUGUGUACAGGAAAAGUCAAAACGUAGGGGUUGCAGAAAAAGAAAGCAUUGAAGAUCCCAACGGUAAUUUAAUCCUUCCAUAG
Molecule: messenger RNA, 1214 nt
Organism: Scutellospora calospora
Lineage: Eukaryota; Fungi; Glomeromycota; Glomeromycetes; Diversisporales; Gigasporaceae
Source: the annotation of a GenBank genome assembly